CAGUAAAUUCUGGUCCUCCCCGUCCCUAAUUUCUUAGGGUUUCAUGACUUAAACUGACCUGCUCACUCCCUGAAAUCUUUCACUUCAUUUCGCACAUUAAACCCCUGAUCCCCAACAAAAUAGACCAGGCAUCAGCUGCACAUUGCUAAGCUAUCAAUGGAUUUCCUGAAAAAAAUAAGAAAAAAAGCCCACAAACAAGCCCCGCUGAAUGAUUCAGACGCUAAGUCUGCUCAGCAGUCAGAACAGGCAGCUGCUGAACAGAAUGUUGAUGCAUUGGGCAAAUCAAUCAGUGUUGAGCCUGAAGACAAUAAUGAUAAUGGUGAUGAGGAGGAUGAUGACGAUGAUUUCAUUACGAAUGAAGUGAAAAGGAGGUUGAAGGAGCUGCGGAGGAAUAGCUUUAUGGUGCUGAUCCCGGAGGAAACGUGCCCCGAAGAGGAGGAGGAGGGGGAGGAGGAGGAAGGCGAGACGAGCUCGGCUGAUUGGAGGGAUGUGGAAGCGGAAGGGAGGCAGUUCUGGUCGGGGUUCGCGGAGGUGUAUGAUAAGUAUUGUGAAAGAAUGCUGUUGUUUGAUCGCUUGAGUGCUCAGCAGCUCAACGACAUUGGUUCUCAAUUUUCAUCAACUCCGUCACCAAGGUCUCGUGAUACAGGUCCUCAAGGUUCAUCGACUCCGUCACCAAGGUUUACUUCUAAGAAGCUUGCAUCCCCUUUGCGAUGCCUAUCCCUGAAAAAGUUUGAAGAGCCUGGGGAUGAGACUGAACAGUUACAGGAGCUCCCUAACAGCCCAUUACAAGAUCUUGAAGUCGCAUAUGCUGCUCAUAUAUGCUUAACUUGGGAGUUGCUCCAUUGCCAGUACACAUAUUUAAGCCAGAAAAUAUCUGUUGAACCUGAAAAUUCCUGCACCUACAAUUACAGUGCUCAGCAAUUCCAACAGUUUCAGGUUUUGUUACAGAGGUUUGUCGAAAAUGAACCUUUUGAACAGGGUCACAGGCCGGAAAUAUAUGCUCAAACUAGAAAAUCGCUCCCCAAAUUACUGCAUGUUCCAAUGGUGCAAGGUUUAGACAAAAAAGAGGUGAAAGAAGAGGAGUCAGAUCUGAAGGUACUUGCUCCAGAUUUAAUUAAAACAAUAGAGAGCUCAAUCCUCACAUUCCACCACUUCUUGAAAAUGGACAAGAAGAAAUCAGGUGGUGUCCGUGACCUUUUUGGAGGUCAGACUCAGUUGCCUACUCCCCUCCAACAAGUUCAGUCAUCUCUUAAACAGAAAGAGAUUAAAUUGAAGGAAUUGCGCAAAAAGAGGAAGGGUUGGAAGAAGAAAUCUUGGCCAGCAACAGAAGAGGACGUGGAGCUCUUGUUAGGACUGAUCGAUGUCAAAAUCUUGCGCAGGGUUUUACGGAUGGCGAGGAUCAGCAGAGAGCAGUUGCUUUGGUGUGAAGAGAAGAUGAAGAAACUAGACUUGUCAAAAGGAAAGCUGCAGAGAGAUCCAUCUCCUAUACUUUUUCCUUGCUAAUGUAAGAACCAGAUAAUGGUGAACUAGCUUGUCAAUUUUCAUAUGAAGUUGCUUGGAUGGAAACCCGUUCACUCUGCCUUCCCGAGAAUUAUUACCGGGCAUCAUCCUGAUUCUUCAAUGAGAUUUAAGGAAUGUACCAACUAAAACAUCAAACUUGACAUCUAGUUUAUAAUUUAAAAACUUUACCGAAA
Messenger RNA from Daucus carota subsp. sativus, 1694 nucleotides. RefSeq lists its product as uncharacterized. The record is from RefSeq and is a predicted model, not a curated record. Lineage: Eukaryota; Viridiplantae; Streptophyta; Magnoliopsida; Apiales; Apiaceae. Bases 157 to 1503 code for a protein of 448 amino acids. The transcript is spliced from 4 exons.